AUGCGGGGAAGCCAUUUUGAACUCCGCCCAACCCUCACCAGCUACACAUCUCCAACCCCUCCCCCCCCAUCCCCAUGUCCUAAUAUAAUGUCAUCAAUCGCCCGCCCACCAGACCCAUGUCUGGUAGCGAUAAUAUUAAUCGUACGAUCACGUACCGGCCCCCGACUCGUCUUCCACUACCCGCCCAAACCGCUCAGCGAAACCCGACUCAAGACAACGACCAAGGGCGGCCGCCGCAUCUCCCGCACGCGCAGCAGACAAGGCGGCAAGAACACGGACUCAAGCUCCAGCGACGAGAGCGGCCUCAGCUCCGACGAUGAAGACGACGACCGCGAGCGCGACACGCAGCCGCCCACCCAGAACUCGUCCACCUACCUCGGCGGGAGCUCACAUGUCAGUGCAAGCCUCAUACCCAGCCGGAGGGCGAGCAACUUCGGACUCGACGAUCAUGGCAUGAUCUCCGCAUCGCCGGGUGCGAUAGAGCCACAGAGACCGGGCUCGCUGGGUUCUGGUCGGGGAUCGACUCGGAAGCGUGGAGGUGCAAUGUCCGAUGCGGAGGAUGAUGGGGCGUCGGAUCAGCCUGAUGGGUCUGGGUCUUCGUCACGCGCGCCGUGGGAGUCGCUUCUGGGAUUACCGGGGAGUGUGUGGGAAAAGUUACUCAGUCCUUCACGGUCGUGGCAUAAGCGGCGCUACGAGGUAGGCAUUAAUGAUCUGGCAUUGAUUGGGUGGCCGGUCUUUGUGCGUGAGGAUGGGAAUUGGCGCAAGCAGCGCCGGAAAAAGAAGAAGAAGCCUCGUGCUGAGUGGGAGGGUGGAGAACUCGGCCAUAAUGAGAAUGCGGAUGAGACGCAGGUUGAGGAUGGAGUCGUUUCGCCUGACAUGGGGUCUAGCAUUGCUUCUAUUGCGGAUUCGCUGGUCUCGCCUACUGAUACUAAGCGGAACUCGUUGGCCAGUGCGAAGAUCGGGAAGACUGUCGAUGAUCAUGAUGAUGACCCGGAAGAUAAGGAUCAUAUGACGAUGUUCAAUAUGGUUUUUGUUAUGGAUCCGCCACUGCUGGAGUAUUCUGGGCGCGUCAAGGAGAUAUAUGAGAAUAUUAUCAAGAAAUUCGCCAAGGCGCUUAAGUGGGAGCAAGCUCGCACGGGAUAUGUGUGGAAGGAAUCCCAGCACAUCCUUCAAGUGCGAAGAAAAGCACGAGAAUCCAAAACACCCGUCCAUAAUCUAUAUUCAGAGUUGAUCAACCAGUCUUCUUUAGCAAGGGCUAUAUAUACGGUCUACACAAGCAUCUCAGCAUCAAAGAUCGCUUCUGUCUCGCUCAGUCCGGAUGUUUCCAUCUCGCUACAGAUCCCACCGUUGACAUCCACGCCGUACCUUCCUGGACCGACGGAUAAGGCGUAUCCAGGUCUCUGGCUGACAACUGCAGACAGCGCUACACCGGUUGAUGACCCUGCCGCCGAUGAGAACAAUGCGCCACAUCAGGUUCUGGCUAAGCACUUCGCACUGCUUCUGCUAGACAGCGAGGCUUCAAUCAUUAAGGAUGUCGAAGCUUCCGGGGGCGCCCUAGCCCCAGCACUUGCCCAUUAUAUCCGAUGUACCAAGCCAACCAAAUCCUUCGCCCAAAUAUCCCUCUAUUCGGGAAUUCCACUGCAUACCAUCCAGAUGUUGGCCAGCCAUCUGGUAUACUGGCGCCGUGCCCGCGCCAUCCCUCCAAUCCACCAACGCGACACUUAUAUCGUCUCUCCAAACUGCGACCUGAGCAAGUUAGAAAUCGCUACGAUCGCCUACCAAACAGCAUUCCCGACUCUGCCCAGUCUUCCCAAGAUGCUCUCCGCCCUGAGCGGCACACCCCGCCCCUAUGGGAGUUUUAUCCCAAGCAAAGACCACAAGGAGACCUACUUUGCCAUAUUGGCAUGGCUACUCCGCGGCGGCUGGGUGACGCAGCUCAGAACAUUCGCACGGAUCAAGGUAACCCCAGAGAUCAAACUAGCAGUUGAAACAGCCCUGCGCAAAGAAGAAGUCGACCGAUAUCUCGCCAAAGGCAACAAUUCGAAUUCCACUGUCACCGACGAUUCAGACUCAGACAGCGAUGACGACGCGUCCUCGUCGUCCUCGUCCUCCCUCGCCAGUCAUGGCAGCGGAGACGAAACGCCUAUGCCAGGCCGAUACGAUCCACAUGCCCAAUUGCGCACCUCGCAUAAGCUCCUCGAUCGAUCGACCGCCCUCCGCCUCUCCUCGCUAAUUCUCUCGCCGCACCGCGCAUCGCCGCUGGAAUCUCGAUGGAUGGACGAGAUUGUCGCGCGGUUCCCGGACAAGCCUGGGCCAGGGCAGCAGAUGAUUGGAAUGAGCCCGGACAUUGCGCCGAAAGAUCUGCAGACUUUGUUGAAGAAAUACUGGCCGGUGUUUUUGAAAUAUUUUAAUGGUUCGGAUGCGUUGGAGAAGAUCCCCGUUCGCGAGAGCUUGAAGCGUAAACUGGUUUGGCAGGUUCUUACGCGGUUGGGGGUUGUGACGGGGCCGGUUGGUUCGCUUGAGCUUGAUGCAAGAGAGCAGGUGCUUGUCGGGGUGCGACACUGGUAA
Messenger RNA from Penicillium waksmanii, 2568 nucleotides. Its product is annotated as nitrogen permease regulator 3 family protein. The record is from RefSeq and is a predicted model, not a curated record. Bases 1 to 2568 code for a protein of 855 amino acids. The transcript is spliced from 2 exons. Gene Ontology annotation, cellular component: GATOR1 complex. Gene Ontology annotation, biological process: negative regulation of TORC1 signaling; positive regulation of autophagy; TORC1 signaling. NCBI's taxonomy places the organism in Eukaryota, Fungi, Ascomycota, Eurotiomycetes, Eurotiales, Aspergillaceae.